Antrostomus carolinensis (chuck-will's-widow) is the source of this 728-nucleotide messenger RNA. Its product is annotated as homeobox protein NANOG. Gene Ontology annotation, biological process: regulation of transcription by RNA polymerase II. NCBI's taxonomy places the organism in Eukaryota, Metazoa, Chordata, Aves, Caprimulgiformes, Caprimulgidae. Gene Ontology annotation, molecular function: RNA polymerase II cis-regulatory region sequence-specific DNA binding; DNA-binding transcription factor activity, RNA polymerase II-specific. The transcript has 3 exons. The record is from RefSeq and is a predicted model, not a curated record. The annotation marks the transcript as partial.
AAGUAUCUCCAGCUUCAUCCAGUUCUGGGAAUUUCAGCCAAUUCACACCAGAUUCAGCCUCCAGUCCACAUUCAGCAUCCUCGUCCCCACAGCCUACGGAUAAGUCUCAGAAGGGCAGAGAAGAUGGCAUGGAAGGAGUGAGGAAGGCCAAGAGCCGCACGGCUUUCUCCAAGGAGCAGCUACAAACCCUGCACCAGCGGUUCCAAAGCCAGAAGUACCUCAGCCCCCAGCAGAUCCGGGAACUGGCUGCUGUCCUGGGGCUCACCUACAAGCAGGUGAAGACCUGGUUCCAGAACCGAAGGAUGAAGCUGAAAAGGUGCCAGAAGCACAGUCUGUGGACUGAACGGGCUCAGUGCCUCACGCAAGGUGGCUUCCAGCCAAGUACUUACCUGGACGUGCAUCCCAAAUUCCACCAAGGCUACCCGAUCACUGCAGCGGGCAACAUGCAAACCGUGCCUCCCCCUCGCCAGCACUACGGAGCAGGGCAGAACCCUUACACCAUCGUGACCAGUGAGGAUGGAGGAGUCUUUGGCAAAGGUGGUGGCACCUGCAGCGUCCAGCAGACAGUGGGCUUCAUUGCCCAGCACAAAGUAGACUUUUACCACAGCUGUCCUGGCAGUCUGGAAUAUCCAGGCACAAAGACGGGUGAUGGCUGUAACUUUCACCACUCGGCCACCACGGGGGCUCCUUUCCCAACCACUGCUGGCCACCAUCUCUAUCAUUCCUAA